GGUAUUGGCCCCCAUUUACGCGGACACUGCGAAUUGAUGGGUCCCCACAACGCGUCGAGCUCCUGCCCAUUCAUUCAUUCACCUGCAGCGGGAGUUACAACACACUCACUUAAACCAAACACCAAUUCAAGGUUGUGGGUUCCGAAUCCGGCAAUACGAGAUGUAAAUAGAAUCCUACCCGAAACACUCGAAACCCCAAAACAUGGCAGAUGAGGAUGAUCCGUCCAACCUCUUCUCUGUCCCCGAUCUCUGGCGACCUUCGACCUGGCUUGACGAUGCCCUCGCCAAAACCGCCAGUAUCGACAACAUCGACAAACACAACACUCUUUUCACUCUCAAUGUGCUAAAAGAAGCCUUCCCAAGGUCAUCCCCGAGCCUCACUGAAACUGGUGAAGUCCAUGUUCUACACGGGAACCAGGAUGACGACGACGUCUUCUUCAAGCUUCCCUCUCUUUUGAAGGAGUUAGCCGACGAAGAACCUAAGUCACAAACUAAGCCUAACCAGUUCAGUGUUGGGCAUCCCGAGUUUGAGCCUGAGCCUCCAACCGCCUCUUCAGACGAUGAGGAUUUCUGGCUGUCUCACGACAUCGACCCCGCCAAACCAUCCCUGUUCAGGACCUGGGAGAGUUUCGACGAUUUAGAGCAAGAGCAGGGCUUGCCAUUAUUUAUCUCUGAAGCGGGGCCUGCUGCGUUCGAUGCUUUAUUGGCAUCCAACGAAGAGGCCGGUGACAUCCCCGAUGUGUUGGAUGCCGCAGUCUACUGCGCAUGCUUGUUGAACCUCGCCCUGGGGAGGAGUUCGGUCUUGUUCUCAUGGGAAUCGGAGAGGAACUCGUUUAUCAAAACUAGCCCUCGCCUCACCAUCUCUGGGCUGUCGUUGGACACGGUCAAGGACGUUGACAAGCUCUGUAUCGAGUGCGGAAACUCGGCCAGGCAUCUCCAGGCCUUCGCUGAGGGGGCAUAUUUUGCCGCCUCCACUCCCACCAGGGUUGCUCUCGCCGGUGUCGCUGACCGGCUUGUGACGGCGGUCCGCUCCGAGCUCAAAAACAACAGCCACGGUGUGAGGUCAAUCCUCCAGCUACAAUCUGUCGUCCAGCCGGCUCGGUCGAUCCUCGUCUACUUCAAGGGGCUCGUCAGAAAGCUGGCCCAACAAACGUCCGACGAAGGAAUGCUGUCAUGUCUCUUCCAGGAGGCGCAGGCUUCUGAGUACCGAGAUAGCCUCGUAGAAGAUGCUACGCGGGAAGUACUACGUGUCUUAUCCAAGCCAUGGAUCGAGUUUGUUGAACAGUGGGUUGGUCUAAAGGCCGAAGAGGGGAUUGCCAUGGCCAAGACGGGGGCCGACAAGGGCUUUGUCAAAGUCGCAGACAAGAUGUGGAUCGAUGAUCAAGGCUUUGAACUAGAAGAAGCCGACUAUUUCCUCGACGAGGAUAGAGUGCCGACCUUUGUCCCGGCGGAUAUGGCCCAGUCGAUUUUUGAAACUGGCAGGAACCUCCGGUUUCUACGCGACCAUCACCCGGAGCAUCCGCUCUCGAGACCGGACGUGGUUUCUCGAGCAAUGCCGCCGAAGUUGAAAUGGGAAUUCAACUGGGACGCUGUAUCGAAGCUGGAGGAGAGAGUCAACGAGUACCGAAACGCAGUAGCUCGAGCUAUCAAGGGGACACCGUCGAGGGCGCCUCAAAUCACAUCCUCCGGCGUCAAGAAGCGGAAGUACGACGUUGCAGAGCUCGAGUAUUUUGGAAAAGACGAAGUCCAGGUGCGAGAAAAUAUUCUUGCUUCGAUACGCCAGCUUGAUCAGUCCCUCGGAAAUCCCGAGCCGCAGGAUGAGCUUACUCGACUUAUUCGCGAUCGGCUGUAUCGAACACCAGAGACAUCACUCAACCACAGCAGCCUUUCCCCCCACUGGACACUGGUACCCCUUUUGUCCUUCGGUCCAAUCAUUGAGGCCCAGUCGGUUCUCAUAAACCAGGAAUGUAUGAAGUUCCUCUUUAGCGCACACCACCUGCGCGUCCACAUCGACCUCCUCAAACAAUACUUCCUUCUCGGCAAUGGUCUCCUUGUCAGCCGCCUCACCCAUGCCCUCUUCGACCCUGACCUCUCCACCGCCGAACGCCGCACCGGCGUCGCCCUCGGCAGCAGCAGCACGAUGGGUCUCCGUCUCGGAAGCCGUCAAACCUGGCCGCCAGCGAGCUCCGAACUCCGCCUCGCCCUCAUGGGCGUUCUGUCCGACUGCUACCAAUCCCCCACCUCUUCUCCUGGUGCCGAUACCAACACCAACAACCCCAGUGCAACCCUCCCAGGCGACCUCAGCUUCUCCGUCCGCGACCUCUCCCCGCAAGAAAUAGACCGUUGCAUGGAUCCGCACGGCCUCGAAGCCCUCGAUUUCUUGAGGCUGUCCUACAAACCACCCACUGCCCUACGCCCCGUCAUCUCCCCGGCCAUCCUCCUAAAAUACGACCGCAUCUUCAAAUUGCUACUCCGUGUGCUAAGGAUGCUGUACGUCGCGAACCAACUCUCCUGCCGCCGCUACCGCAAGAGCAACAACGGCAACCGUGCAAUCCCCGGGGAAGAAGAAAACCAACAAGCCGAAGAAAGCAACGCAUCCCGCCGCUUCCGCAUCGAAGCCACGCGCUUCGUCCACCACAUCGCCGCCUACUUCUUCGACGUCGGCAUCCUGGAGCCGUGGGCGCGUUUCGAGGCGUGGCUAGACGUAGUCCAAGCCGAAACCGAGGCCGAGGCCGAGUCAUGCAGCCCCAGCUCCUACACAAGCACCAAACUAGCCCCGAACGAAGGCGGGAACUCUGGAGACAACGCGAACAAGGCAAACAAAAACGACAAGAAAAAGAAAGCGACCCCAGGCGGCGGCGGCGGCGGCGGCGGCACCGCCGCCGGCCCGGACGUGCUGCGCGCGCGGCAGGAGCGCGUGCUGGACGAGAUGAUGGGCGUGCUGUUCCUGCGCAAGCGGCAGGCGCCCGUCAUGGGCCUGCUGGAGGAGACCUUUGGCGUCGUGUUGCGGUUUGCGCGGCUGAGCGCGGCCGGCGGUGGGGGCGAGGGGGGCGAGGGGGCGGAGGGGGCGGAGACGGCGCGGGAGCUGUAUCGGUUGUUUAGGAAGAAGGUUGAGGUGUUUGUGACUGUUUGUAGGGGGCUCGGGUUAUGGGAGUGCUUAAUUUAUUAUCCCUUGGAAGCUUCUCAGCAACUCAAUGAUCAUGCAAAUGGAACUUUGACGUGA
Chaetomium fimeti is the source of this 3223-nucleotide messenger RNA. Its product is annotated as Spc98 family-domain-containing protein. Gene Ontology annotation, biological process: meiotic cell cycle; cytoplasmic microtubule organization; mitotic cell cycle. Bases 203 to 3223 code for a protein of 1006 amino acids. Gene Ontology annotation, molecular function: gamma-tubulin binding; microtubule minus-end binding. Lineage: Eukaryota; Fungi; Ascomycota; Sordariomycetes; Sordariales; Chaetomiaceae. The record is from RefSeq and is a predicted model, not a curated record. Gene Ontology annotation, cellular component: centrosome; gamma-tubulin complex; equatorial microtubule organizing center. The transcript has 3 exons.